Molecule: messenger RNA, 3677 nt
Organism: Populus trichocarpa (black cottonwood)
Lineage: Eukaryota; Viridiplantae; Streptophyta; Magnoliopsida; Malpighiales; Salicaceae
Product: probable leucine-rich repeat receptor-like protein kinase At1g35710
Exons: 2
Coding region: 91-3237 (1048 amino acids)
Biological process (GO): hormone-mediated signaling pathway; protein phosphorylation
Cellular component (GO): plasma membrane
Molecular function (GO): protein binding; protein kinase activity; ATP binding
Source: RefSeq, a predicted model, not a curated record
CGUGAAAGACUUGGAACGAGUCCAUGGGAAUGCCAUGGACUUCAUUAAUAAAUUUAGCAUUAUCAUUGAAGGGAAGCAUUAGACACAAACAUGGCGUCCAUUGAUUAUGAGCCAAAACUUCUUGCAGUUUUAAGCAUCUCAUUUUUCUUGUCCUGUAUUUUUGUAUCUAGUACUGGUCUUGUGGCUGCACUUGAUGACUCAGCCUUGCUAGCAUCAGAAGGCAAGGCUUUGCUUGAGAGUGGAUGGUGGAGUGACUACAGCAACCUCACCUCACAUCGUUGCAAGUGGACUGGCAUAGUCUGUGAUCGGGCUGGAAGCAUCACUGAGAUUUCCCCACCUCCAGAGUUCCUCAAGGUGGGAAAUAAGUUUGGAAAGAUGAACUUUUCUUGCUUCUCAAACCUUGUCCGUCUCCACCUGGCCAACCAUGAGCUCAGUGGGAGCAUCCCGCAUCAAAUUUCUAUCCUCCCACAACUCAGAUACCUCAACCUGUCCUCAAAUUAUCUAGCAGGUGAGUUACCGUCUUCACUUGGAAAUCUCAGCCGAUUAGUUGAGCUUGAUUUUUCUUCCAAUAAUUUCAUCAAUUCCAUCCCUCCAGAACUAGGCAAUCUUAAAAGUCUUGUUACUUUGAGCUUGUCUUAUAACAGCUUCAGCGGCCCAAUCCACUCGGCACUUUGUCAUUUGGACAAUCUAACGCAUUUAUUUAUGGAUCAUAAUAGACUCGAAGGUGCCCUCCCUAGAGAAAUAGGGAACAUGAGAAAUCUAGAGAUUUUGGACGUGAGUUAUAAUACACUUAAUGGUCCAAUCCCUCGGACAUUGGGUAGGUUAGCCAAGUUGAGGUCUUUGAUCUUUCAUGUGAACAAAAUCAAUGGAUCCAUACCUUUCGAAAUAAGAAAUUUGACGAACCUUGAAUAUUUAGAUCUUUCCUCUAAUAUCCUAGGUGGUUCAAUUCCUUCAACUCUGGGCCUUUUAUCCAAUUUGAAUUUUGUAGAUCUUUUGGGCAACCAAAUCAAUGGACCUAUCCCUUUAAAAAUAGGAAAUUUGACGAAUCUACAAUAUUUACAUCUCGGUGGCAACAAGAUCACUGGUUUCAUUCCUUUUUCAUUAGGCAAUUUAAAAAGCUUGACAAUGCUAGACCUCUCUCACAACCAAAUUAAUGGAUCCAUCCCUUUAGAAAUACAGAACUUGACAAAUUUGAAAGAAUUAUAUUUGAGUUCAAACAGUAUCAGUGGUUCGAUUCCUUCAACGUUGGGCCUUUUAUCCAAUUUGAUUUCUCUAGAUCUUUCCGACAACCAAAUCACCGGUUUGAUUCCUUUUUUGUUAGGCAAUUUAACAAGCUUGAUAAUACUAGACCUCUCUCACAACCAAAUCAACGGAUCCACCCCUUUAGAAACACAAAACUUGACAAAUUUGAAAGAAUUAUAUUUGAGUUCAAACAGUAUCAGUGGUUCGAUUCCUUCAACUUUGGGCCUUUUAUCGAAUUUGACUUUUCUAGAUCUUUCCAACAACCAAAUCACCGGUUUGAUUCCUUUUUUGUUAGACAAUUUAACAAGCUUGAUAAUACUAGACCUCUCUCACAACCAAAUCAACGGAUCCAUCCCUUUGAAAAUACAGAACUUGACAAAUUUGGAAGAAUUAUAUUUGAGUUCAAACAGUACCAGUGGUUCGAUUCCUUCAACUUUGAGCCUUUUAUCCAAUUUGAUUCUUCUAGAUCUUUCCUACAACCAAAUUACCGGUUUGAUUCCUUUUUUGUUAGGCAAUUUAACAAACUUGACAACUCUAUACCUUUCUCACAACCAAAUCAACGGAUCCAUCCCUUCAUCUUUGAAGUAUUGUAAUAAUUUGGCCUACCUAGAUUUGAGCUUCAAUAAUUUAAGUGAAGAGAUACCCUCCGAACUAUAUGAUUUGGACUCUUUACAAUAUGUGAAUUUUAGUUACAAUAAUCUCUCAGGCUCUGUUUCCUUGCCUUUGCCACCGCCCUUUAAUUUUCAUUUCACAUGUGAUUUUGUUCAUGGGCAAAUUAACAAUGAUUCUGCAACUUUAAAAGCUACUGCAUUUGAGGGCAACAAAGAUUUACACCCUGAUUUCUCACGUUGUCCAUCUAUUUACCCCCCACCUUCAAAAACCUACUUGUUGCCUUCAAAAGACUCCAGAAUAAUUCAUUCCAUCAAAAUAUUUCUUCCUAUCACCACCAUUUCACUUUGUCUCUUGUGUCUCGGAUGUUAUCUGUCUCGAUGCAAGGCUACCGAACCUGAGACAACAUCAUCAAAGAAUGGAGACUUGUUUUCCAUAUGGAAUUAUGAUGGGAGGAUUGCAUACGAAGACAUCAUUGCAGCGACGGAGAACUUUGACCUUAGAUAUUGUAUCGGAACCGGUGGUUAUGGGAGCGUCUACCGAGCGCAACUUCCAAGUGGGAAAUUAGUUGCCUUGAAGAAACUUCAUCGUCGAGAGGCAGAGGAGCCGGCUUUUGACAAGAGUUUCAAAAAUGAGGUGGAACUGCUCACACAAAUACGUCACAGGAGCAUUGUAAAGCUUUAUGGAUUCUGUUUGCACCAGCGCUGCAUGUUUCUUGUUUACGAGUACAUGGAAAAGGGAAGCUUGUUUUGUGCCUUGAGAAAUGAUGUUGGAGCUGUGGAAUUGAAGUGGAUGAAAAGAGCACACAUCAUCGAAGACAUUGCUCACGCAUUAUCUUACUUGCAUCAUGAGUGCAACCCACCAAUUGUUCAUCGAGACAUAUCAAGCAGCAAUGUUCUGUUGAAUUCAGAAUCCAAGUCUUUUGUUGCUGAUUUUGGUGUGGCUAGACUUCUAGAUCCGGAUUCGUCCAACCAUACUGUACUUGCUGGUACCUAUGGAUACAUUGCCCCAGAGUUGGCUUAUACUAUGGUGGUGACAGAGAAAUGUGAUGUGUACAGCUUCGGAGUUGUGGCGCUUGAAACUUUGAUGGGAAGGCAUCCGGGAGAUAUCCUAUCAUCAUCUGCUCAGGCUAUUACACUGAAAGAAGUGUUAGAUCCUCGUUUGCCACCUCCAACAAAUGAGAUUGUCAUACAGAAUAUAUGUACCAUUGCAAGUCUGAUAUUUUCUUGCUUACAUUCAAAUCCAAAAAAUCGACCUUCAAUGAAAUUCGUGUCUCAAGAAUUUCUAUCUCCCAAGAGAUUAUUGGGAGGUCUCGAGAUUUCUUUGUUGGAGCUGCGAAAUCUUGACAUGCACACAAAUGUUGGUGAGAUCACAGUUCCUCGCUGAAAAAGUUGUUGGAUUGGUUGCCAUUAAUGUGCAGCAACCAUUAAUGGACGGCACCGUCCAUUGACAAAUGCAGCAGCCCUUCCGGAAUGUCAAAGGUUGGCAGCCACCAUUGUUGAAGAUGGGCUGGAGUUGGUGGCCACCAUUGUUGACAAAAGAGCUGGAGGAGCUGUCAUGGAUGCCUAUAAAUAGAGGCAUACAUUAGAGAGCAAAAUGAGAGAGUGUGUAGAGCCAAAGAUGUGAGAAAUGUAGGAGAGAGUGGGCUGCCAAGGCAGCCAGCAGUAGCUACCAUUGCAACACUGAAAAGAGAGAAAUAGAGUGAGGUUGAGAGUUGCCAAAGAGGGGAUGAUUCCUCCUCCUCUAUUGUUGUAAAUCUUGUUCUCUCCCUAUAUAAUCAAAUGGCUUCUCCCGUGGAUGUAGGCGGUUUGCCGAACCACGUUAAA